This is a messenger RNA of Saccharomyces kudriavzevii IFO 1802, 321 nucleotides long. RefSeq names its product Mic12p (gene MIC12). Gene Ontology annotation, cellular component: MICOS complex; mitochondrial crista junction. NCBI's taxonomy places the organism in Eukaryota, Fungi, Ascomycota, Saccharomycetes, Saccharomycetales, Saccharomycetaceae. Gene Ontology annotation, biological process: cristae formation. The record is from RefSeq and is a predicted model, not a curated record. The transcript has a single exon. Bases 1 to 321 code for a protein of 106 amino acids.
AUGUCGAGAGUGGGUUCAUUAAUCAGGUCCUUGAAGUGGACUCUUUCUGUGGGAGCCAUCGGCUCUGUCAUUUAUCUCUACAGGUUCAGCAACAACGGCUACUUUUACGAUCACGAUGCUACAUGGUUAAAGCAAGACCACCAAAUACAAGACCUGAUGGACAGGAAAGAAGUGGCGCCUGGAGGGGCCAAGAACCGCAAACAAGUUGUGAUGAAUGACGGCACCGCAUGGACUAGGACCGUGGGUGAGAGCAUGAAGGAUAUAUGGAACGAACAGAUAAGAAAGUCAGUCAGUUGGAUCUAUUCCUGGGGGAAGAAUUAG